Molecule: messenger RNA, 5225 nt
Organism: Chelonoidis abingdonii (Abingdon island giant tortoise)
Lineage: Eukaryota; Metazoa; Chordata; Testudines; Testudinidae
Gene: FAM234A
Product: family with sequence similarity 234 member A
Cellular component (GO): cell surface
Source: RefSeq, a predicted model, not a curated record
CCUACCCUGUUGUAUGGAAAGCAUAUAAAUACAUUCCAUUCCACGCUCUUCUUCACUUUGACGUGUGACUGAUUCUAAUCUUUUAUCUCCACUGAAAAGAAGAAUAGUCUUAGAAGUUUGAAGGUGGUCAGUUUGUAACGUGGACUAAAUCGGAGUGUGUGGCUGAGGUUCUGUGGCCUGCAAUGGGCAGGAGGUCAGAUGAGAUGAUCAUGAUGGGCCCUUCUGGCCUUCAGGUCUAUGAGAUCUGCUGCUGAGACUCCUGGAGAGGUGACACAAAUUGUCUGAUGAAUUCUGACGAGUAUUCUGUGAUGGAUAACAAGGACUUGGAAGCAGAGAUCCACCCUCUGAAGAAUGAGGAUGGGAAAGCUCCAGAUAACCAUGAGAACUGUGCAGAGAAAGAAGGUCUCUGCAGGAAGCCCACCCGCUUGUCUCAGCUCUCCCGAUGGCGCACAGCUGCCUUCUUCCUCUCAUUAUUCCUUUGCCUGAUUGUGGUGUUUGCCUUUUCGUUCAUCAUCCCGUGUCCAGUGAGGCCUGUUUCACAAAGGACAUGGAACAGGAAAUAUGACCGUGCGGUGACCUACGACUUUCUGGCUGUAGAAGAUGUGAACGAAGACAAAGUGCAAGAUGUUAUCUUCGUUUUCAAAGAUACCAAUGGCAGCAGCAGUUUUAACAGAUCCUGCUCAGAUGAAGGCCUUUCCGCUCCAUGUGUCUUUGUUACUGCUGUCUCGGGCACCAACGGCAGCACACUCUGGGAGAGGCCUGUCACCGAAGACCUGCUGUGGAUGGAGUGCGCCAUUGAGCAGCUGGGUGGGGCUCAGUCACCGGGCUGUCUUGUCAUUGGGAACCCAGAGUUACUAACUGCAAUCAGCCCUCGCACAGGGGAAGUUCGAUGGAGGCAGUUUAACAGUUUUGGAGCUAAUUAUACCGUGGUGACUCCCUUGUUAAAGAUACCAGAUGUGGAUGGGGACGGUGUUCAGGACGUGAUGAUCUUUACCACUGCAGGAGAUGAGACUCAAAGUUUCAUCUAUUCGGGGAAGAAGGGCGAGCAGAUCGGAACCAGUGGCAGACUGAGUCUGGGUGCAAGGCCUGGUUAUCUCAUGCAUGUGACUAAGACUGGUUCCUACUAUGUUGUCUUCAAUACUGUAAAUUCUCUUUAUGGCUACUCCUUGAAGGAUCUCUACAGCAUGGCAACGGGGGUGGAAGGUAAACUCACCAGCCUCAAGCAAGAUCCUCAGUGGGAGAAGAAGAUCGAGAGCCCCACACAUCACAUACCUCUUCUCAGCUCUGGAGACAUUCGUUACCUGGUGAAGGUUCCCGAGAGAUCAGGGGAGAAUAUCUUGGUUGUGAAGUCAGACAUGGCUGAGCUUCUCAAUGGACAAACUCUUGACUCCCUGUGGACUGUCAACACCUCCCACAUCUUGCGCGAGCCAGUGUUUGGUUACUACACACCUGAUGUUCUCCACAUAGUCCUUGAAAGUGGAGUUGGACCCAACAGGAAGAAGAUAAUGAUUGUUGAGAGUGGCUCUGGAGCAGUCCACUGGGAGCUUGAGCUGAAUUCAAGAGCAGGGAGUCCAAGGCCUGCCACGCUCAAUACUGCAGAUCACCGGUCCAUGUUCCUUUUCUGGGGAGAGUACCAGGCAGAGGCCAAUGAAACGGGCUCCAAAGCGGCUCGCCAGAAUCUGUAUCUGUUCCAUCCGUCCUACCCCAACGUUCUCUUGGAGCUGAACAAUAGCUCAGACCGAAUAGUCUCCUUCGAUGCGGUUCUAUUUGAGCGGAGCCGGCAUGCCUGCUGCGUGUUGUUGACCGGGCCACAGAGCAGCGAGGGGCCAGGCUGGGUGUCUGUCGCCAAGCGGAAGCUGAAAGAGGACAUCACUGGCAGUAGGGUGAUCUGGCUGAGCCAGGUGGCAGGGGACAGUGAGCAGUACAUCAGGGACCGCUUCUUCAGGAUGCGAUUCAGCAGCCAAAUGUGAGCUCCCUGGGAGACCCUGGAGAGCCAUCUCAGCACUCUCCUCCAGCAAUGGACUCAUUAAACCCAAAUCACGGACUCAUGUGGGAAGCUGACGUUCUUGAUCCACAAGCCAAAGGUUGGCUGCUGAGAAAACAGCCACAGCAAAUCCACCUGUGAGCCUGGAGGGCUUGGGCAUCCCAAAUCCUGCACAAGUGGCUCCCAGCCCAGCCAGCCUCUGAGCUGAUGGGACUUCAGUCCCUGGCUGUCCCUGAAGUGCCAUCACUUCCAGGAGAUCUGCCUCUUUCCCUCUCUAAAUCACGCGAUAUUUGCUGUGCUCCAGGGCGUACCUCAGCCGGGGCUGCUUUCCCAACAUGCCCCAAACUAGGACCUAGGGAGGGCAUGUCUGGGUGCUGGAGGGAAGCCUCAGUUGAUUACUCUAACCUAGGGUGUUUGCAGUGAGGGAGGGCGUGUGCAUCUAGGUGAGAGCAAGAUGAGGAGGGAGUGUACGUGCGCACUCCCGUGUGUGUGUGUGUGUGCGCGUGCGCUGUUGGAUAUUCUUUCCCGUUUGUCCGUAUAGACAGAUGGGCUCUCUCCUGAGUAAGAAUUUUUGCCUUUUCCAAAGGGUGGCGUGGACACAGCGUGCUCGGUGUCUCACUGGAAUACCUGAGUGCUGCUCACCAGGGAUAAUGCAGUGAGAUGGGUACUGAGUGAGCCCAGUAGGUAUAUUAGAUAUGGCAGAUAUUCUCUGGCCCGGGAGAGCCACAGACUAAAAUGCAGUUCUCCUCUGAAAAAAGUCUUUGUAUAAACAGCAGCUUCUUGUUUUCCAAGCCUUCUGCUCCUGCUGCGUACCGAGGUGCAGAGCUGCUGCCUACUGCUGACUGAAAGACGCAUGGGCUGCUUUUUCCCCAUUGGCCCUGCCGCAGCUGUGCGAGAGGGCACCUGACUCAGCUCUGGUUCACUCAUCAGGAACAGAAUUGCUAACGAAGUUCCACUUGUAGAUGAUGCAAGAGCCAGAACAAGCCCCUGCCUGGCUACCCAGUCCCCAUGGUGCUAGCUUGUGCUCUCCACUCGAUCUUCCCAACUGACGAGCAUACAUGGGACCCACGGGGCUGUUUGCAGGCGUUCUUCAGAGUGGAGCUGCCCGUGCUCCUUGCCAGGAGGCUGGCCAGCUGUUCCCAGGGUGCUGCUCGUCAGACAUGAAUUCAGCCUCGCAACUCCUAUGAGGAGAGUCCUCCAAGCACUGCUACCUCACUGAGUGAGAGGGACACGGAGACAGGCUGUGCAGUGUCAGGCUGUGCAGUGUGUGGGAAAGAGCUGCCAGUAGAACUCUGCAAAGCCCUGCCUCCUAAACCCCUGCUCUAAUGGCUGGGUAAUGCUGCCCCUCUCAGUGCUAGCAGCCAUGUGGAGGGUAGGACACUUGGGUGCUGUUGUUUGUGGGUGCUGCCACUGCAGUGUGGUCAUGUGCAUUUGCUGUCGCUCUGUACUGAGGUAGCAGUGGGAGGGGAAGAAGUGGUGGGGUGUCUCCUUUGGGGCCUCCCUUGGCAUGUCCUGGGGCCAGGCAGCGCACAGGGGCAGCUCAGUGUGAGGGGCUGUGCCCUGUCGCUGCUCUGGUCGUCACAGCUCCUUGGAGCUCUGUGUUGCAGGCUUGUGGGGUGACUGCUAAUCUGGGGUCCUGUUCUUUGGGAGCAGUGCAAACCUGUGAAUUCUGCCUGUGUCCAGUGGAGCAGGGGCUGGGUGCUCUGGGGGAAUGCUCGGAGGGCUGGCGUGUCAGAGUGGGCAUGGCGCUCGCCUGUGGAGAGAGCAGGACCUGCGAGGCCUCGGGAGGAGUGUGUGGCGCCUGUGGAGUUGGAGAACUGAUCCCCAGCAGGCACAGGGAAGGCUUUCUCACGCUAAGGACAGGUGACAAUCCUCCAGGCAAAAUUAACUGCAGCAUCUACUGCUGGGGUUUGCUGGUGUAGCAACCAACUGUUUGACCUUGCACUUCUGCUUCUAAGUUGGCCUUUAUGCACAACCCCCCACCCCUUUGUGAAAUUAUGCAGUUGUGGAGUGUUCUGCUCAGUGCCCUCACUGCUGGAACAGAGCUGCGUUACUGGAGCAAAUUAGUGGAGAGCCGAGCUAGCCAUCAUGGGGACCGAGUCUCCCACCAUGGCAGCUUGGUGCAGUUGCCUGCUCUGAGGAUGCCCCGGAUCGUGCAGUCAGUGGGAUGAUGCCUCAGCUCCCUGCACCUCAUGUCUGGGGAGGGCUCCCCUCAAGAUCGUUCUCCACAGGGACUACAGGCCGCAUUGUGUGUUGUGCCAUGGAUUCCCUUGGCUUCUCUCUUGAAAUUCCCCUUCUCUUUAACAUGGUCUUUUGAAUGGUCUGAGUGCUAGAAGCAGAGCUCAGUCUCGUCUUUGCUCUAGCUCAGGUUCCCGUGAUUUGCCCACCCUUCAGGGGCCUGCCGCUUGCUUGACAUGCGAACAACCUGAGCCCCAAUCACCCUGCACGUCCCUUGGUUGUGCCUUUGGACCUGGGGGAUGCCUUACCGCACAGCCGUGAUUCUGGCCUGCACCCUGCGGGUGGCACUGAGCGGCUGUCAGCGAGGAUAGCAGGUUCAGCAUGUCAGGUAACCCACCCACUGAUGGCUUGAGCUCAGAUUCGGGAAGCUUGGCUAUGCUGGUUGCACUGUGCCUUGGGCAAAUGGUAACCCUGCAGCUUGAAUGCCUGUUGAACUAAUAGUUCUCAUCUACAGAUUGUAUCUCGCUGAACCUCCUCGAAAGGAACAAGUCUGCAGGGGACGUGGUCUGUGCAUCAGGAUUGCAUUGUGCAUUAAUGAUUCUUGCUAUUUCAGUUUUUCCUCUUCCUUCCUGACCCCCUAUGCAGACACAACCCUUCCAGGUAGGCACUCUGAACGUUACCUCUGGAGAGCUGGAGUCUCAGCUUUGGGAGACUUUUCUCGCUUUAAGUUCCUCUGUUAAUAUGUUCCCUGGUAACAUGGAAAUCCAGGUUCUCCUGUUAGCAAUGUCAGUGCCCAGCUAAAACCCUCAUAAUGAUGCAAGAGUUUCUUUCCAGCUGCUUUCCCCGUAUCAUUGUUUUUGCAGUAUUGAGUGAAUGGUUUAAUUGUGCCUUGAUUCAGUAACUCCUCUGGGCACUACUAGCAGAAAUCACUGCUUCUGUGAACAGUGUAGUUUCUAGCACUAGGAUUAGCGGUUUUGUUCUGUAAUUUAUUGCAAAUGUUGCUGUACUGGGCGUGGUCUAACUGUGAUGAUUCAAUAAACCCUCUUUUGCAUUGUUUGUAAAC